Molecule: messenger RNA, 3944 nt
Organism: Liolophura sinensis
Lineage: Eukaryota; Metazoa; Mollusca; Polyplacophora; Chitonida; Chitonidae
Product: ran-binding protein 9-like
Exons: 12
Coding region: 19-1848 (609 amino acids)
Molecular function (GO): protein binding
Source: RefSeq, a predicted model, not a curated record
ACGACUAGUGCAGUCGGGAUGAUGGAUUUAUCUAAUCUUAGUUCACAGUCAUCUGUGGAUCGUUUGAAAGUACUAUAUCCCUCUGUGAACGAGGAUGAAACCCCCUUACCCCGAUCAUGGAGCCCAAAAGACAAGUACAACUUCAUUGGACUGUCACAGAACAAUUUACGUGUUCAUUACAAAGGCGUGGGCAAAACACACAAAGACGCAGCUAGUGUUCGAGCUUCACAUCCCAUACCAGCAGCUUGUGGCAUUUAUUACUUUGAGGUCAAAAUCAUCAGUAAAGGAAGAGAUGGAUACAUGGGAAUCGGGCUGUCAGCUCAGGGAGCCAAUAUGAACAGAUUGCCAGGCUGGGACAAACACACCUAUGGUUACCAUGGCGAUGAUGGCCACUCAUUCUGCUCCUCGGGCACUGGACAGGCGUAUGGGCCUACCUUCACCACAGGGGACGUGGUGGGGUGCUGUGUCAAUCUCAUAGACAACACAUGCUUCUACACCAAAAACGGUGUCAACCUGGGCAUUGCUUUCACAGACUUACCGACAAAUUUAUAUCCGACUGUGGGUCUGCAGACCCCUGGUGAAGUGGUGGAGGCAAACUUCGGACAAAGCCCGUUCAUUUUUGACAUAGAGGAUUACAUGAAGGAGUGGCAGAUGAAGACACGCACCACCGUGGAGAGGUUCCAAGUGACGGACAAGAAGGGAGAGUGGCAGGCAGCCUUACAAAGAAUUGUUUCGACAUAUCUCGUUCACCAUGGUUACUGUGCAUCUGCCGAGGCUUUUGGGAGAUCCACCGGCCAGUCUUUUGAAGAGGAGCUGACCUCCAUCAAAAACAGACAAAGAAUACAGAAGUUAGUUUUAGCAGGGAGAAUGGGGGAGGCAAUUGACACAACACAGCAAUUAUAUCCAGGGCUUCUAGAGCGGAAUGCUAACUUGUUAUUCAUGCUCAAAUGUAGACAGUUUAUAGAGAUGGUGAACGGCACAGACAGUGAGGUGCGGGGCGCAUCCCUGAGGAGCCCCCGCUCUCACCACAGUGGGGGUAGCAGCAGUAGUCGCUCCAGCCCUAGCAUGAGCCCUGUACACCCACCCUCUAGCUCCUCAUCUUCCUCUCACAGUUUCCACCAAUCACAGCACAGCAUGUCCGGCAGCUCCCGUGGCAACAGUCCAAACCGUGUCAUACCCACCAAAGGUCAUAGUUCACAGAGCCCAGGUCAAGGCCACAAUGUUGGUCUGGGGGGAUCUCAAGCUCAGGCAGACUUACAGACCAUUUCAGAGGAACAAAUGAACGCCGCAAAUUCAGCCAUGAAUGGCAUUAGUAACUCUGCACUCAUUGUUGAUCCUGAUGAUAUUGAAAUGAGAGAUGGACUUUUACCUGAAGACCGGGCUGUGAGUAAUGGGACAUCAAAUGGAGAGUGCUUAAAUGGCGCCAGCAAAGAGUUUGAGGCAGAAGAUAUGGAAAUAGACUCCCCAUCACAAAAGAGAUCAUUAUGUGGAGGGAGUCCAGCAGCUAUAGAAAAAAUGUUACAUUUUGGGCGAGAGCUUCAGUCCAUGAGUCUUAAGUUGAGAAGAGAAUAUGGCAAAAAUGAGUCCAAUAAACGAACUCUCCAGGAUGCAUUCAGCCUGUUAGCUUAUGCAGACCCAUGGAGCAGCCCAGUAGGCUUUCAGCUGGAGCCAGUCCAACGAGAACCAGUCUGUGCUGCCUUAAAUAGUGCCAUUUUAGAGUCAUACGGGUUACCAAAGCAACCUCCUUUAGAAAUUGCCAUUGCUCAGGCCGCCGAGUGCAUGAAGUUGAUGUCAAGAGCAGGAAUUGGGUCUUGUGCAUUUGCCAGUGUAAACACUUACCUUCACUAACGGAUUGCUGGCUCUAGCCACAGGACUGUCUUAAAUCAUUGAAUCAGGGCUGUCAUAGGUCCGCCAGGCAGAAAGUGGACUAUGACGGGGUAUUAUUGACCUGUGGAGGCGUGCGGCUGGCCAAUAGCUGUUAAGGAGUUUUGUUUUCAUGUCAGUGAUUGUGACCAAUAGCAGUAUGGUAUGAUUUAUACCAGUCCUCUUUCGUCGCUUACCUCGGCCCUUAGCCAGCAAGAAGCAAUUAUUUGUCUCCUUGUGAACACAAGAUCGCCAGCUCUUGAGAAAAAGAACAAAAAAUUAGAUCGCUAUUAAAAGGAAGAUUAAACAUUUAUUAAAGGUUGAGAAAUUAUUGUGGUAAUAUUGUGGUUGAAGAAUAUACACAGAAGUAAUAUCAAGGACAGGUGGUGUGCUGAUGUCAGGUCCAAUAGCUGAAAAGUACAAACUCAGAAAAGAGAAUUACUGCUGGCAAAAACACGUUACACGGUUGUUACAAGUCCAGAAAUUCUCAGACAAUUUGAUCAGCGAACAUUUUUCUCCCUGCUCCCCGGUUGUUUUGUCCACAAAGUAUAUCGGUAUCCUAAGUUAUUUACAAGCAUUUGCAUUUUAGUUCUUGAUCUUAUUUUCCAUUGUCAGUCAAUUGUUUAUUCAAAUAUUAAAUCGUGAAAUGAUUUUGUGUUCGUUGUUGUAGAAAACUAUUGCCUUGUAUCUUCACAUAUCUUUUUUUGUCAGACCAAACCAACUUGCACGUUUUAUUUUUGUAGCAGGUAUAAACUUUGAUUUGCUGUACUUGUGUACCAUGAACUUAUGUGUAUUAUUAUGGUGUGACCAUACACCGUAACCCAGGAUCAUUCAUUGAAAUAUUCAGCUCUUGUACCAUAAAAGAGGGCAGACUUCAAUCAUCCAUCAGUUUGUAUCAGAUAAAGACAAAGUGACUACAAUCCUUUAUCAGGACUUUUCCAAUUUAGAAACAUGCAUUUAGUGGGUGUGCACAAUCCCAUCCUGGUAACGCAUACCAGCAGUUCUGAUUACAACAAGCCCAAAGCAUGCAAUACUAUCUUAAAAGCAAUCAAGAGUUGUCUCCCUUACAUUGAAAUCCUAUGCACAGGACACUGACCAUACACAAAUAAAUAUGUAAUAUCUUUAUUCCAACUUUACAGGUUUCUACCCUAGCACUUCGUUUUCCGAUGUUAAGCUAUUGGUUAUCAAAGGCAUAGGUACAUGUAUUAACAAUAUACUAUAGAAAGUGACAAAUGUUCUUGAUUAAUUCAUAGCCUAUUUCUUCCAACUGCCAAAUAAGGUAAUAAGAGCUCUAGAUAUUCUUCUGUUAUUUCUAAAUCCAUGUACAGUGCAGAUUUGUGGGAAACUCAGUCAUGUUUAAAUCAGGUAAACCAUGUUUAAUCUAACGUUUGUACUCUGAUCUGAAGUAAGAAAUCUUCAGAGACUCUGCAUUAUGAACUCUUCGUUAUCCAUUUAUUAUUGAAUCAGUGCUUAAUGAGAACAAAAAUAAGGGGAUUUCAUUUUAUGCUAUGAAUGGAAGGGGAUAGGUUCAUAUUACAUGUAUAUCUAUUAGCCUUACACGUAAAAUGGAGUUCACAAACUUAUCAUGCGAUUUUAGGUAGUUUUUACAUCUACUAUAACCGUGACAGAAUUGGUCUGAGAAUUGUAUCUAUUAGUGGUAUAUAAGGCGCUAUUUGUAUGAUAUUGAUUGGAUAUUGGUAAAUAUUGAAUAUUAUGACUUGUUUGAUUUGUCCAGUAGAAGUGAUGGUAUCAGUCGAUGAUUGCAAUCUGCUGUUACCAUGGUGAUGGUUUUGGCCAAUGAUUACGCUCUCCAGUUACCCUGAUGAUGUCAGCCAUUGGUAGCACCCCAGUAAAUCACGAUGGUAACUAUCUAUACAUCAGUGCUCUUGCCCCAGCUGUCAACGCCAUCAAAAUAGUGUGAUUUAUUUAUUCUGAUGCAAAUAUGAAAGAAAAAAAUGUUUUCACUUUUUUUAACCCAGUAUGGAUCCAGAUUAUUUAAAUCUGGCACAUGUAUGUAUAGCAUCAAAUAUUAAAACUCUGUAAAGUGACAAAUGUAUUAUUGAUUUUGAGUGUAUACAAUA